Molecule: messenger RNA, 3084 nt
Organism: Acipenser ruthenus (sterlet)
Lineage: Eukaryota; Metazoa; Chordata; Actinopteri; Acipenseriformes; Acipenseridae
Product: failed axon connections homolog
Exons: 6
Coding region: 229-1512 (427 amino acids)
Cellular component (GO): cytoplasm
Source: RefSeq, a predicted model, not a curated record
UAGCUAGAGGGAGUGUUCUAUGUUGUUGCUCUAGUAGUGCGUACAGAAUCAAUAACACGCAAUGACAUCACUGGUUUCCAUUGGAAUAGACAAAGCAGCAGGAGGAGAACGGCUGCGGAAGGAUGCUGUUCCCGGCGCAGAGACCCGAAGCAAGGAAAAUGCUCCCUUUUCGUAUGUUACAUAUGAAACUACUCAUCUCGAUGCAUUAACACUAAUGCAACCAUUUUAAUGAAGGCUAAAAAAACCAAAACUGGUACCAGGUGGCGAAUCAGACAAAGAAUGUACUGGGGUGUUGGUUUUGCUUCGCCCCGAUCUUGUGUGGUUGAUCUGAGCUGGAAUCAAAGCUUUUCCUUCGGGCUCUGUAGCUCUGAUGACCACUAUUCCUUUUAUGGUUACAUCGUCACUUUCCCUCUGCAGGACUACAGCGGGAUCAUGUCGGGGCUGGGGUCGGAUUCUUGGUGGAAGAAAACCCUGUAUUUGACCGGGGGUGCCCUGCUCGCCGCUGCUGCCUAUCUUUUACAUGAGCUGCUUGCCAUCAGAAAGGAGCAGAAGGUAGAUUCAAAAGAUGCAAUUAUUCUUCAUCAAUUCUCAAGGCCAAAGAAUGGAGCUCCUAGUUUAUCACCAUUUUGCUUGAAGAUGGAAACAUACCUUCGAAUGGUGGACUUACCCUACCAGAAUUAUUUUGAUGGCAAACUUUCUCCCCAAGGGAAGAUGCCGUGGAUUGAAUACAACAACGAGAAAGUGUCAGGCACUGAAUUCAUUAUUGACUUUUUAGAAGAUAAACUCGGAGUAAACUUAAACAAGAACCUGAACCCGCAUGAGAAAGCGGUGUCCAGAACAGUGACUAGAAUGGUUGAAGAGCACUUUUAUUGGACUAUUGCUUAUUGCCAGUGGGUUGACAAUCUCCAGGAGACCCAGAAGAUGCUUUGUCUCUCAGGCCCGCUCAGUGAUCUUCUCAAGUGGAUCCUCAGUCACCUCACCAGGGGCAUCGUGAAGCGGGAGAUGUAUGGACAUGGGAUAGGGCGAUUCUCCAAGGAGGAAAUCUAUGCGCUGAUGGAAAAAGACAUGCGGACAUUAGCAGCUUUAUUAGGUGAUAAGAAAUAUAUAAUGGGACCGAAACUUUCCACAGUAGAUGCCACUGUGUUCGGGCAUUUGGCUCAGGCUAUGUGGACACUACCAGGGACGAGACCCGAGCAAUUGAUUAAAGGGGAGCUUAUUAACCUGGCCAUGUACUGUGAGAGGAUAAGGAGGAAGUUCUGGCCUGAGUGGUGUGACUACGGCGACUUGCUCUACGAUUACGAGGAAACCAGCGAGGACAGCGUGACACCGACACAGCUACAUGGUUACGGCUUGUACUCAAGGACUGAGACUUUCGAUGAAGAAGUUACCGAAAACAGCUUCUCCUGCUCCCAGACCCCAGAUACAGAUUAUACCGGCCACGAGCUCUUCGACUCCGACGUAGACAUGGAGGAGUCCGAUCAAGAGCAGUACAAAACUGAAUCUUUUAAAUAAAGAAUGGUAAGUAGGUAAUCCCUCAUCUUCCGUGAAAUCGAGGGGUGGGUAAUAUAUAACCAAACAUACAUAUUUAUGUUUAUGUUAUGAGCAAAGUAGUUUUAAAAUAAUAGUAAAAAAGGAAUCACACGGAGCUCUGAAUGUGGAAUUCUGAAUAAUAAAUAGUUUCUAAUGCAGAGCAAGAUUUUAAUUUUAUUUUUUUUUUUAAUUAUAAUUUAAUUUGUUUUAUAAUAACUGAAAAUACAAAUAGGUUUCUAGAUGCACUAAAGAAAUGGACCAAUGGCUUCAAUUUGGACAUCAAUGUUACAGCAGUUUUUUUUAAAUUUUUUUUAUAUAUGUAUUACUUUACCAUCCAAACCAUGAAAAUAACAUAUUUUAGCCUUACUUUCUUGUCACACUUAUGUUAAUGGGACUGGAUGCUUUUGCUAUUUCACUGCAUUACAUGAUAACAAAAAUUUAAUUUAACCUAAGGACACAUGGCAUCCAUCAGUGGCAUUCUGGCCCAUUGUUUAUGCAGCUUUGGAAUGUAAUAAUGAAACACUGGGUUAAAACACACAAUAUACCAACUACAGGGAACCAGUUAUGGAAGAGAAAUCCUUCUUGCCAUGUUAGACUACACAUGCAUCUUAAUGAUUUACUCUAAAGAGUUAAACUGUUAAUGUUACAUAACUAGUAACAAACAACAAAGUCAUACUCUGUCCUGAACUGAAAUAUCUGACUUGUUUGAUACAUCUUUUGUAACAUUAACAGUUUAAUAUGCUGUAAUAUUCACAUUAAAAAAAUAUAUAAAUUGCACUUUGGUGUACAGUUUGGUAUACCUUGAUAAAUUAGACCCUAAUACUCUCUCCAGGUUUUUUUUCACUGUAUUGUGAUUGUAUUUGGUGCUAUAAAUAAGGGAGUCACUAAAUUAACCCUGGAAGGAGUUAAGGGGGUGGCUGUUUAUACUAUUAAAAUAAAUCCCAUUGGGUGAAACAAGAAUCGUAAAACAAUCUCAUGUGUGAAUGGCAAGACUGGCUGAGUUGACAUCUGCAUACACACACAAUGUGUUAGCGAUUGGUUUAAAGGCAAGCAAACCAAUGCUUUGAAUCCUUGUUCCUUACCUCUUAUAAGCUUAAUGAAAAUGCUGUUUUAACACCUAUUACUGAGCCCCCCUUUUAUUGUAUUUAUUUAAUAUUUCGGUUCUUCACGUAUAUACACAUUUUUAACAACACUAAAAGCUAAUGCAUCUUGAUACCUUUGUUGUAGGUGCAGCUAGGCCCUUGGAGUGUGUUUAACAAAAACACAUGAGAUGAGUUGGUACCAGGCAGCUGCAGUAGCAAAUAUCUUCAUAUCCCAAAUUAAAGUAUAAAAUACAAGCAAGGAACCAAACGAUCCUCAACGUAAUAAAAGAGGGGACCAUUGGUGAUAUUGUUAAUUCCAUUAAGAGGUGAGAAUAUGGAUUUUAAAACCUUGGUUAGCUUUCCUUUAAUACCACUGUAAGAAGCAUGUCUGAUAUAGAUAGGGGAUGGCUAAGCAGACCAUGGAGCUUUACUAUGAGUAGGUCAAGUAAUUAAUUGAUCCGUUUUAGCCAUU